Molecule: messenger RNA, 742 nt
Organism: Xiphophorus maculatus (southern platyfish)
Lineage: Eukaryota; Metazoa; Chordata; Actinopteri; Cyprinodontiformes; Poeciliidae
Product: transcription factor HES-2-like
Exons: 4
Coding region: 31-621 (196 amino acids)
Biological process (GO): regulation of neurogenesis; anterior/posterior pattern specification; regulation of transcription by RNA polymerase II
Cellular component (GO): nucleus
Molecular function (GO): protein dimerization activity; RNA polymerase II cis-regulatory region sequence-specific DNA binding; DNA-binding transcription factor activity, RNA polymerase II-specific
Source: RefSeq, a predicted model, not a curated record
GCUUCUGUGGUUCAAAGACGACACUGAGAAAUGUCUCCAAACACGAUCUAUGACGCUCUCCAGUCAUUUUCUCCAAGGCUGACUGUGGCCAAAAGGAAAGAGGCUCUGGAGUUGAGAAAGACUAUGAAACCACUAAUGGAAAAACGAAGGCGCGCCCGCAUCAACGACAGCCUGAACCACUUGAAGAAUCUCAUUCUUCCCCUCACAGGCAGAGACAAAACCCGCUACUCCAAGCUGGAGAAAGCCGACAUCCUGGAAAUGACCGUGAAGUUCCUUAGUGACAUUCCCGCUGUUAACGUCAAAAGCCCAGCAGACAGCUACAGGGAAGGUUUCAAAGCCUGCCUCCAGCGCGUCCCCGCUCUACUCCCCAAAACCAACCUGGACGAAGAGGCGCGCCAGCGAGUCGAGGACUUCGUCCAGAAGUCUAUGUCUGCGAACAGCGCGCCGACCUGCCUGAAAUGCUGCGCCCAUAACGCCAGGGCUUUCCCUCUGCUCCAUCAAAAACUCCUGACUCUGAAAACGUGCGUCAGCGCCAGUCUGGAGAGUCAGCCAGCGUCAGCAGCCGGCCGAGCGCAGUCAGGCCCGCAGCCUGUCCGCGUUGCUGUGUGGAGACCGUGGUAGAGCUCCGCAGUUAAAGAUCCCUCAUCUUUAAAGACGAGGAGUCUUUAAUCCUGCUAUUAUGAUGUGUUACCGUUAAGUUGAAUUACUUGUAAAUACGUAUUGUUCCUUAGAACUUAUUGUU